AUGGUGGUUUUCUCCAUUACCGAUUUCAAAAUGUUGAGAAAUAAGGAACUGCGUGAGUUUGCUUUCACAGGAGACAGUGCCUUCCGGAAAGAUCUCUCAAAUAAACGUAAGGCUCUUGAUUUUAAGGUCGAUGAUGGAGUGCAAUUAGUUGGUGCGAAUAGGGGAAAGAAGAAGAACGAAGAAAAUGAAAAACCAAGAUCCAAUGGAGAAACCAGCGAUAGCACCGAUCUCAUCGGACGGCUCCCAGACGAUUGCCUCACAGAGAUAUUCCGCUUCCUCCCCGUCCCACUAGACCACUCCCUAUGCGCCAUGGUUUCCAAGAAAUGGCUCCUCUUACAAGCUCAGAUGCAUGCCUUUCGGUUCACACCCACCAUGCACGAGCCCACUGUAAAUGCGAUGGUGACCACCUAUGAUGUGCUCGAGCCGUGGCUUAGCUAUGAGCUCGGUGAACGACCGGGCUACUUAACCCGGCGAUUGGAGGGCAAGAAAGCAACAGAUACUCGCCUCGCUGCCAUAGCAGUGGGAACACAAGCUCGUGGUGGUCUGGGUCGCCUUUGCAUACGCGGUGGCCGGCCAUCGGAUGCCGGACUUCGGCUCAUUGCUCUUUCAUGCCCAGGCCUCGAAAGCCUAUCUCUUUGGGAAUGUGGCUCUAUUGGGGAUGCGGGAUUGGAGGCCAUUGCCAUGGGUUGCACGCUUCUGAGGAAGCUAGACCUUCGUAACUGCCCACUUGUUACAGAUAAAGGCCUUGUGGCCAUUGCAAAGACAAGCUCUAAUCUGUCCAGCUUGACAUUGGAGGCGUGCCCUAAUGUUGGUGAUCCAGCCCUCGAAGCCACCAGUAAGUGCUCAAAUAAUAUCAAAUCGCUCUCGCUGAAUAAUUGCCCAUGCAUUGGAGAUGAAGGGCUACGCUCCAUGGUUUCCAGGCUCCAGAAGCUCAAGAAACUAAAAUUAACUCGACUGAAACUGAGUGAUAAAGCCUUCGAAGCCAUUGCCAAGUAUUGCAGCUCCUUAACCAGCUUGACUCUGACGGGCAUUUUGGGAAUCCAUGAAAGUUCGUUCCUUGCAAUUGGGCGAGGGUGCCUAAAUUUGGAGAGUGUCACUAUAAAUUACUGCCCGCCGCUAGACGAUAGCGGUCUAUGGGGCCUGACGCAAACCUCUAGUUGCAUCAAAACAGUGCGGAUCGAGGGAUGCGACACCGUUACUUGGGGUGGCGCCGCCGCUCUCCUCUCCAAUCUCCACCACACCAUCAGAUUCUUGUCCAUUUCUCGGUGCAACGGAAUAAAAGACCCCCCUCCUAGAGCCCCAAAAUUACCUUUUUGCCCCAGGCUCCUCUCCUUGGCCAUACGAAACUGUACGGCCCUUGGGGACAGCUUCCUCUCAUGGAUUCGAGACGCGUCUCCGGCAAUAAAGCGUCUAGAUUUAACAGGGCUAACCAUGGUGACCAACCUGGGGAUCAUGGCUUUAUUGGAUGUGAGGAAGGAGGUGUGGACGGAGGUGAGCUUAAGUGGGUGCGCGCGGGUCUCGGAUGACUCGGUCGUGGCUCUGUGCAAUGGCUGUGGCGGUGGGAUCAGGACGUUGAGCCUAGACGGGUGCGUCCAAGUUGGUGAUGCUAGCCUAGAAGCGAUAGCGAGGUUAUGCACCUGCAUCAACGAUCUAGACCUGUCCCAAUGUGCGGUUAGUGACCUGGGGCUAGAGUUUUUGGCACGAAUGGGUUGCACGAGUCUGAGGAUUUUCUCUCUUUCGGGGUGUUCGCGAAUAAGCAAUGGGUGCAUGUCUUUUCUCAAGGAAGUGGGCGCGGGCUUGGUGGGAUUGAAUUUGAUGCAUUGUGGUGGCUUGAGCCGUAUGGCCAUAGAGAGGCUCAAGGGGAGUCUCUCGAAAUGCGAUAUAGCAUCAUAG
Molecule: messenger RNA, 1893 nt
Organism: Amborella trichopoda
Lineage: Eukaryota; Viridiplantae; Streptophyta; Magnoliopsida; Amborellales; Amborellaceae
Product: EIN3-binding F-box protein 1
Biological process (GO): SCF-dependent proteasomal ubiquitin-dependent protein catabolic process
Cellular component (GO): SCF ubiquitin ligase complex
Molecular function (GO): protein binding
Source: RefSeq, a predicted model, not a curated record